AUGAUUGUUUCUUCAUUUUCCUUUUGGAUUUUACUAUUAUUCUGCUUUAUUGAAAAGAAUACCAUCUUGGCAUUACCAUUAAUUGAUGCUGAAGGCAAAUGGACAAUUGUUGAAUCUCCACAAUAUCCUGAAUUUAAUGGUAUUAUACUUCAAAUUAAAUACAAACAGCAAGAAGACUCUUAUAACGUUAAUGCACAUAUAAUUAAUAGCUUCGGGUGUUUUGUACGAUUUAAUCCUGCUGCUGAUGAAUGGAAAUCUUCUUAUUGUGCCGGAACAGAAAUGUAUAUCCUAGACGAUAAAGAACGAACAAAAGAAGAUAAUCUUUUUAAAUUUAUUCGGAAUAUACAAAAGAUAAUACGUGAUGACAAAAUUUUCCGUAUUAUCACCAAUAAUGGUGAACGGAUCGAUUUAAUCCGUGCAGAGUAA
Molecule: messenger RNA, 426 nt
Organism: Adineta steineri
Lineage: Eukaryota; Metazoa; Rotifera; Eurotatoria; Adinetida; Adinetidae
Source: the annotation of a GenBank genome assembly